Molecule: messenger RNA, 921 nt
Organism: Aspergillus caelatus
Lineage: Eukaryota; Fungi; Ascomycota; Eurotiomycetes; Eurotiales; Aspergillaceae
Product: SDR family oxidoreductase
Exons: 3
Coding region: 1-921 (306 amino acids)
Source: RefSeq, a predicted model, not a curated record
AUGAAGUACCUAAUAACAGGGGCAACAGGUGGUCUGGGUGGUCACAUCUUGGAUUACUUUAUCACCGAAAUCCCCCUUUCUGACUUCGCCGCGUCGUCUUCCAACCCCGAAAACAGAUCACGGUUUGAGAGCCGAGGGGUCAAUUUUCGUCAUUUGGAUUAUGAGGAUCCUACCACUCUGAGCAAAGCUCUACAUGACGUAGAGAAUUUACUCUUCAUUAGUACGAAUGCAAACGUGAUCGACGUCGAAAAGGUCAAGAGGCAGCACCGGAAUGUUGUAGACGCUGCCAGGCAAGCCAAUGUUAAGCAUGUUUGGUACACCUCUCUCCCAUUUGGGGGGCUGACGAACGACUCGGAGGUUGCAGUCCAAAGGGCCCACUUGGCUACCGAGAAGAUGCUCCAGGAAUCCGGACUUACGUUUACCUGCAUUCGUGAGGGAAUUUACGUUGAAGGCUUCCCACUCUUUCUCAACUGGUACCCGGAGACCACCCGUAUCACUCUCCCGGGGGAUGGGGAGAUUGCCUUCACGAGCCGGGUGGAGCUUGCUGAAUGUACAGCACGCCUCAUGAUCCUGGGGGGAUUCGAGAACAGGACUGUUCUUCUUACAGCCGAGGAAACGAUCACGGCAAAGGAGCUAGUAAGCGUGAUUAAUGAAACUACGGGCCGUCGAGUGGAGCUCUCCUAUGUCUCGCAGGAAGAAUUUGUGCACGCAGGUCCGCCCAGUGACAGAGGGGGAAAGUCUCGGACGUUUUUCGAAACAUUGGUUUCGCUGUGGGAGUCUGCUGCCAGGGGAGAGCUUCGACCAAUGGACGGUUUGAUGCGGGAGAUUCUGGGUAGGGACCCAUUAACACCGCGAGAUGCUGUAAGGCAGCUGCUGGUAGAGAAUAGGGACCAUACCUGGCAUCAAAUGUAUUCACACUGA